UCAUUUGACAAUUCUCCACAUAUCAGCGAUUAGUCGGGGCGUGCACAUUCCCAGCGCUAAUCGCAACGAUUAGUCAAUAUAUAAGGAUACGGCACACGGAAUACAGAAUACAGUUCAAAAUGGAUAAUCCAUUAUAUAAUGUUGAACAUCCUGCAAUAAUGGCCACGCCGUGGUUCAUGCUGAGUGUCCUGGGCUUAUAUCUUUUUAUAGUGACUAACCUGGGACCCAAUUUUAUGCUCUUUCGAAAACCGUAUGAACUGAAAAAAUUGAUUAUAGUGCAUAAUAUUGUUCAGGUUGUGUCAUGCAUAUUCGUUGUCUAUGAGAUUCUCCACAUAACGGAGUAUACGAUUCUAUACUUUUGGAGAUGCAGCGUUGUGGAGGAGACGCCCGAACGGAUGGCGCGUCAUUUUCGCUUGGCAUAUUUCCUAUUCUGGCUAAAAUUGUCGGAGCUCAUGGAAACCGUAAUAUUCGUGAUGCGCCAGAAACAGAAUCAGGUGACCAAGCUGCACGUGUUCCAUCAUAUCAGCACCGUCACCCUCAUCUAUUUGCUGAUCAAUCACAAUCGUAAGAAUGGCUGCGAUGCGCUCUUUCCUAUUCUGCUCAACUCCAAUGUCCAUAUCAUUAUGUACACCUAUUAUCUGAUUGCCGCCGUGGCGGAUAAGCGAACGGUGCGCGCUCUGAUGCCCGUUAAGAAGUCAAUUACCGUUUUGCAGAUGGUACAGUUUACACUCAUCUUGGUCCAUGCCCUAUUGGUGUCGUUUACUUGCGGCGUUGAGAAGUCAAUCUUCAUAUACUUUAUAUUUGUUAUCGGGCUCAUGUUCUAUGGAUUUUACGAUUUCUAUGGCAAGUCCUACCAGAGCUCCAAGCGUAGAAAAAGUUCUAUUGCGGUCGCUGUUGUUGCUGCUGCCGCUGAAGCAGCUGAGGCGAAAUUACAGUAAAUAAAUAUACAGUCGUACAUACAUAUGUAUGUAUGUGUGUACAGACAAACAGACAUAAAU
Drosophila hydei is the source of this 998-nucleotide messenger RNA. RefSeq names its product elongation of very long chain fatty acids protein 1. Bases 120 to 938 code for a protein of 272 amino acids. The transcript is spliced from 5 exons. Gene Ontology annotation, molecular function: fatty acid elongase activity. Gene Ontology annotation, cellular component: endoplasmic reticulum membrane. The record is from RefSeq and is a predicted model, not a curated record. Gene Ontology annotation, biological process: very long-chain fatty acid biosynthetic process; sphingolipid biosynthetic process; fatty acid elongation, polyunsaturated fatty acid. Lineage: Eukaryota; Metazoa; Arthropoda; Insecta; Diptera; Drosophilidae.